AGUAAGAUAAAGACUGAAAAGAGUUAAUCGUAUCUGAUGAUUAAGAAGUGAUCAGAGUACAAGCAAUUUCAGUGGAGUGAGGGCAAAGUCUGAUCACAGUGAGCCUAAGAGCAAAGGGGGAAGUGAGGAAAAGCAGCCUAUAAUUCAAGAUUAUUUUUGCUUUGUUGUGAAGAUGUCGCUGGAGGCCACUGCAAAGGUGGGACUUGAAAACAGUGUAAAAGAUCUGGGCUUCGGACCACCCGUGAGCGGCACCAGAUGGGGAGAAGGACAAGACCCAACAGGUAGCUUAAAAAUAGAGAUUCUAAGAAUCGUUGAAUCACUAAGCUGUACACCUGAAAUUACGUUAUUUACAAUUCCGGUGUAAUACGUUAAUUACAGUGGAAUUGAAAAAAAAAAAAGAUCCUAGAAGAGUGAAGAGAUUAGGGCAAGGGUCAAAUAAAAAGAAGAGAUUUCUUCGGAGUUUGGUGAUGGGAAGUGGGUGAAGUUACACAGUAGGAUGGGAAACUGAGGGAGCUCACACACUGAACAGAAUGGCUUCGAUUCUCUCUGUGGAAUAAGCGGCAGGGUCCGCUGCAGAGACCAAGAACGGCGCAUGACUUGGGGAGAGCGCUGGACACUUGGGAGAGAAAACUGCCCAGGGCAGCGGGGAGUAAAAAGGGUUGCUGAGGGCCGGCUGGCGCGUUCGACUAUGAAUUGAACACGGCACCAAUCUCCAAACUUUCCCUUCCAAGUCCGCCGGGCAGGGGGUGAGGCGCCGGGAAGGCCGACGAAGGUCGACUUCUUCUUAAAUGCCUAUGCCCAGUGGCCGAUCCUGUGCGAGAGCCUACCUCAGAUUCGUGACAAGCACCAGAAAGGCCACCAUGUUUGUAUUCUACGACGUGUUGUUCUGUAGCUUCAGCAUCUCAAGGCUCUUGCGGAAACCGAACCGUUUUUGUCUUGUUUUUGUUUUGUUUUUAAAGGCGGGGAGAUUACACGCGGGAAUGGGCCCAACUCUUCCUCUCCCCAGAUCUCCCCGGAGGGAGGGCAGGUGGCCGCUGCGGUCCAGGCGCCUCCGCUCGCGGCGGAGGAGGGGGCCUCUGAGCCGGCGCCGCCGGGCGGAAGCACCGCUGCCAUUGGCCCGGCGGCGGCUUUUACCUGACCGCAGCCCGGUGGCCCGAGCGCAAAGUCCGCGACGUUCAGCCGGACAGGCGGCGGUCAGCAGCGCAGGUGGCCCGCCGCCCUCGGCCAGGCAAGAUGCUCCUGAGGUUUCGGAGAAAGGCGAGAGCCAAGUCCAAGGAGGCCGCCCAGCUGGUGAAGGCCGAGCCGGUGGGCGCGGGCGGCGGCGUUCUCCCGGACCCCCCGCCUCCCACACGCACGGUGGUCUUCCACGCGCAGCUGGCCCACGGCAGCCCCACGGGCCGAGUGGAGGAUUUCGCCAGCAUCCGGGAGCUCUACGCCAAGAUCGCGGCAGUGUUUGAGAUCUCAGCGUCUGAGAUAUUAUAUUGUACUUUAAACACACCUAAAGUUGAUAUGGAAAGAGUCUUAGGAUCACAUGUAGGUCUUGAAGAUUUCAUAUUUGCCCAUGUGAAAGGGAUCCAAAAAGAAGUGAAUGUAUAUAAAUCUGAGGAUUCACUUGGUCUCACCAUCACAGAUAAUGGUACUGGCUAUGCUUUUAUAAAGAGAAUUAAAGAUGGUAGCCUAAUUGACUCAGUUAAAACCGUCUGUGUGGGGGAUCAUAUUGAAUCUGUAAAUGGAGAAAAUAUCGUUGGGUGGCGUCACUAUGAUGUUGCAAAAAAAUUAAAGGAAAUAAAAAGAGAUGAAUCCUUUACCUUGAAGUUAAUAGAACCUAAGAAGGCAUUUGAAGUAGAGCCAAGGUCGAAAGCUGGAAAGUCAUCAGAAAAAAUUAGUACUGGAAGAGAGACACUUCGCUUGAGAUCAAAGGGUCCUGCCACCAUGGAAGACAUGCCCUCUGAAACCAAAAAAAAAGCAAUUGAAAAGAUUGAUGAUCUUCUUGAGUUGUACAUGGGAAUUCAAGAUACUGAUUUAGCUACCACAAUAUUGGAAGCUGGAAAGGACAAAGGUAAUCCAGAUGAAUUUGCUGUGGCACUCGACGAAACUCUCGGAGACUUUGCGUUCCCAGAUGAAUUUGUCUUUGAUGUUUGGGGAGUCAUUGGUGAUGGGAAACGAGAAUGAUGAUGACGUGGAUGAUCCAUCUCUGGAGAAAUGAGCCAUUCUUUUUAAAAAAAAUCCAUAAGAUCUGUUUUUAGACACUGUUACAGACUCUGGUUUGGUCUUACGUGUAUGGAAUACAUUCUUUGAAAUAUAAUUUUGGUUUGUGGGUACCUUUUAAUGCGGUUGCAGAUGUGGUAUGCUUAAAUCACCUAAAAUAUGAUCAGUUUUAAUAUUCAUUCAAGAAUCUUUUUAAAGUAAGUUUUAGGGGGUAUUUCUAGAGAGAGAAUUUUGCUCCCUAUUAACAUCCGUGUUUUCUUUUCCACAUGUAAGUAGCUGGUUGCGGUAGCUCUGUCGCUCAUUUUUAAUAUCUUAAUGCAGUGAAACUGGGAUUAGAGUAUGAUUUGCCUCUGAGCAUCUUCAUUUUGUUAUACCAGCCUGAUCUGGGUACGUUCAGGCAGUGAAGUGUGAAUUAUGACCACUAUGGGUCUAGAAAGCAUUGUUUCUUUAAUCCACUGAGUAAGGGGAGGACGAUUCCUAAAGCCUCUUGAUGUCUAUGGCCUACUUUCUUCAUAAAACAAGGGUUGAUUGACUUUUAUUUUUUUGCUUCUGUAAUCCUUUUAAAAAACUUGUUAAAAUCUAUUAUACUGUGUAUGUAUUUGCCUGUGUGGAAGAAGGGUGGAAAAGGCAGAUAGGGUAGAAACCACUUAAAUUUGAUUUUUUUAAAGCAGUUCUUAAACCAUUCUUUUUCCACUCAUACCCACUGUUAUGUUACCCUUUAUAAGCACUCCAGGGAAGGUUUUUAUAGUCUUUGUAGAACUUUUCUUUUGAAAGAUAUUUACUCAGAAAAUAACUAUGUUUGAGAACUUUUUUUUUUUUUUUAGGUGAAAGAGCAAUGCUUUUAAGCCUCCUAAACUUUAGAGGAGAUACUAUCAGAAAUCAGUUUCCCCCAGUGGAAAUGAAGGAGGACGGGAGGAAUUGAGAAAAUAUAUUAGUCUAUUAUUUUAGAGUUCUAACAUACUUUCUCUAAAACCUUACAUUAUUGAGAAAAUUGAGGGCAAAUGACUGUCUUAUCACUCUUAUUUGACAUUUUGUGGAUGUCAGAGAAUAGAAAUGAAUGGUUUCAACAUAGAUCACUUAAUAAGGCAGUGUAUGGUGUGACCAAGCAUUCUUCUAAAGUGUUGGCUGGAAAAUGCUGUGUGCUGCCAUGGUAAUCAGAAAUAAUGACCCGCGAGGGCUGUAUUCCAGGAAAUCAGGAGCAGUUCCCUUUUCAUGGUGAGUUAAUGCUUAGAUAAUUGUUGUUUUCUGGUGCAACUUUACUUUUACUGACAUCCACUCCUCUUUCACAUAAGUAUAAUGCUUUGAAGCAGAUACUCUUUGUCUCAUUAAUCUGAGACCUGUACAGAAGCCCUGUUUUAGUCAUUAAUGUGUAACUAAAGGAGUUUAUAGAACAUGGAUUCUCUUUUUUUUUUAAGAUUUUAUUUAUUUAUUUGACAGAGAGAGACACAGCAACAGAGGGAACACAAGCAGAGGGAGUGGGGGAGGGAGAAGCAGGCUUCCCGCCGAGCAGGGAGCCCGAUGCGGGGCUCGAUCCCAGGACGCUGGGAUCAUGACCUGAGCCGAAGGCAGACCCUUAACUGACUGAGCCACCCAGGCGCCCGAACAUGGAUUCUCUUAAUGCGCUUGCCCAUCAUUUGAAAAUGGGACCCAGCUCAGGCUGUAAUUUGUUGUUACUUGUUUCAUGGAUUUCUUUUGGAGCUCCCUAAAUAUCUAUUAAUUCUUUUUUAAAAAAAUUUUAAUUUUUUAAUUUUUAUUUUAAGGUAUCUACUGAUUCUUUUUUUUUUUUUUUUUUAAAGAUUUUAUUUAUUUUUCAACAGAGAGAGAGACAGCGAGAGAGGGAACACAAGCAGGGGGAGUGGGAGAGGGAGAAGCAGGCUUCCCGCCGAGCAGGGAGCCUGCUGCGGGGCUCGAUCCCAGGACCCUGGGACCAUGACCUCAGCCGAAGGCAGACGCUUAACGACUCAGCCACCCAGGCGCUCGGUAUCUACCGAUUCUUAAUACCACCUCUCUUAGAAGGACACACAAAGAGUUGAUACUUUGAAAGGUGAGAAAGUUGAGGCCCAUAAAAGCACUUUAGUUUAACAAAAAAAGUUUCCUGGCACUAGAUGUUAGAUUUGAAAUGAUGAGUCCUUAUUUAUCGUUGAUAUCUUUUUCUCCUUCCUUUUUGGGCAUGCAGGAAGAUUGACACUGAUUCUCUGUGAUUUAUGGAAUCUCAUAUUCACAAACUGAGUUGUGCUCACCAUGAUUUUUCUGGAAUUUUGAUGUGUAAGGUACCAGUGUCCAUGUACAGCGGUAACUCUACUUGCCUGUUAGGGUUAAAUAGUAGUUAUCAUCAUUCAGGGCUUCACCUGAGCACAGGUACUUUAAUCCUAAUAGGUUUUUCCUUGAAAUGUCUUUGUCUCUCACCUCUAUUGCUUAGCUGAUAACAAGGUCAGUUUCUUUAUGUCAUUUUGUUCCCUCCCUGAAAAUGUAUCCGUUUGUGAACUUUGUGCCCUUCGGUAACUCUCGGUGCACAGAAAGAGCAGGGUCUCAUUUUAGUUGUCACCGUCUACAAUGUGGGCUACCCUUCUGCUACUACAAUGAGAACAGUCUUUUUUUUUUUCCCCAUUAAACAUGCUAUUUCAUUGAUACCACCAAACAUUUCCAGAAGGCCUCUCUCAUUUUCUUUUGUUCUUUUUUUUUUUUUUAAGAUUUUAUUUAUUUAUUUGAGAGAGAGAGAGCACAUGAGAGGGGGGAGGGUCAGAGGGAGAAGCAGACUCCCUGCCGAGCAGGGAGCCCGAUGCGGGACUCAAUCCCGGGACUCCAGGAUCAUGACCUGAGCCGAAGGCAGUCGCUUAACCGACUGAGCCACCCAGGCGCCCUCAUUUUCUUUUGUUCUACAGGAGUUUUUUUUCCCCCCCCAGUGGAGGAGGAGGAUUUUAUUCUUGAUUUCCCUCCAUGCAAAAUUGCAUCUUUCAGGGGCCGCUAAGCACACACUGUGUAUUUUCUCUGUGGCAGAGUAUGCAGGUGGGGACGGAAUGUUGGGCUCGAUGGGGCCUUGAAUAUUGCUUGCCCCUGAUCAAGUGUACAUAUUCUGAUGAUUAUAAAUAGUACAUUUUGGGUUUCUGUGAUGUUUCAAAAAUAUAAUUAUAUAAUUACAUGAUGUGAAACUUUAAGAAUUCAAUUAUAAGAGCAGUAAUCAGUUAACCUGUACUUGGGACGACUGUAUCCAAUAUUGUAAUGUAAACAGGUAAUUAGAAAUAAUUUUGCCAAAUGACUAAUUUGCUGUAUUUCCCCCUAUAACUUUAACAAAUAGAGAUUUUCCAAGUGAAGCACACUUCCUUUAGGUCCAUGUUAUUGCUAGGCCUUCAUCAAGUCUAGAGAGAGCCUUCCUGGCAUCCUUUAGUUAUCAUUGCCUAUCUAGCAUAGAAGCAAAAUGAAUUUCAUCUGCAAAUAGAAUUUUCAAAAUAAUGGUUCUUCUAAAUAGGGCACAGUUAUCUGCCAAAGAUGUAAAAGAUCGAUCAUAUAAUGACCCUUUCACCCUCUGAUACAUCUAAAAAUAUAUGGAUACUGAUAGCAUUGUUAUUAUUCUGCUGGAAGUAAUGGGUUAGAAGGACAGUCGGUGUUUUACCCAAGCUAUGAGUGAAUAAAAAGAUAG
Mirounga angustirostris (Northern elephant seal) is the source of this 5845-nucleotide messenger RNA. It is a transcript of the gene GIPC2, whose product is annotated as GIPC PDZ domain containing family member 2. The coding region runs from base 1234 to 2172 and encodes 312 amino acids. Gene Ontology annotation, molecular function: protein binding. The transcript has 6 exons. The record is from RefSeq and is a predicted model, not a curated record. NCBI's taxonomy places the organism in Eukaryota, Metazoa, Chordata, Mammalia, Carnivora, Phocidae.